AUGUCUUCAAGGAGAGCGAUUGCAUGUGUCACUUGUGCGAAAGCGAAGACAAAAUGCGACAAAGCUCUACCAUCGUGCUCCCGCUGCAUCACCAAGGGCAUCAAGUGUGAACCGCGAUCAACACGUCGCACAUCGGAUAAUGGCUACCGAGGAAACAUAAAGAAGCCUUUUAUGUCAUCGAAAAGAUAUCACUCCACCAGCACUGUACCGUCGUUGAAUCGACACACUUCACUUCGAACCGUACCCUCUUCAAACCGACCGCGGGCUAUGCGCGCCGCCCCGCAUAUUGAUUUUAGCACUGCUGUGAAAAUGACAGAGCAUGCUUCCGGCGUCUCAGGAUACCCCAUGCUCACCCCCCUUCCAACAUACACAUCUCAAAUCGUAGAUGAAUGGCACUCGUAUUCGAGUGCUCCCGAGCAAAACAUGGUUGCCUACACACAAGCAGUGGAGAUGAACACCUUCCCCAUUUCAGGUCGUUUGACACCACAGACACCAGAACCAACAAUUUACCAUGAGCCACUAUCUAUUGGAGAGAACCUGGACCCGUACAUGAAUUCUCAGUCAUGGUCAGACGAAGUGUUUGUGUCGGCUGGACUCGGAUUUGACCCUGAUAUGACGGCGAUGCUACCCACAAAUAUGUGGCCUACAUCUGAACAUGAGCAAGUUAUGCAGAUGGAUCAGAUGUCAUGGCCUCAGCCUUCUCUCGCUGUAUCCCCCACGCACAUGUCAACUGAGCUAGGAUCCAACACUUGCGAGGUGCCUUCAUUGACCACUAGCGAGUGCUCGGCGGAAGACUUCAACAAUCCGGGACCGAGUGUAGACGAAUGGUCAAUCUACCAACCUACCGCCACUCAGAUCAACAUAGCAAAUUUUGUCACUUCGGCUCCCUUCCUGCACGACUUGAAUCUUAUUCCGAGCCAUGCGCCUAUCUGGGAAGACGUUUUCAUACCUGGCCUAUCGCAAUACUAG
Messenger RNA from Cucurbitaria berberidis CBS 394.84, 969 nucleotides. RefSeq lists its product as uncharacterized. Gene Ontology annotation, biological process: regulation of DNA-templated transcription. The coding region runs from base 1 to 969 and encodes 322 amino acids. The transcript is spliced from 2 exons. Gene Ontology annotation, molecular function: DNA-binding transcription factor activity, RNA polymerase II-specific; zinc ion binding. Lineage: Eukaryota; Fungi; Ascomycota; Dothideomycetes; Pleosporales; Cucurbitariaceae. The record is from RefSeq and is a predicted model, not a curated record.